Messenger RNA from Calidris pugnax (ruff), 433 nucleotides. RefSeq names its product nucleoporin NUP53-like. The annotation marks the transcript as partial. Gene Ontology annotation, biological process: nuclear pore organization; regulation of DNA-templated transcription; NLS-bearing protein import into nucleus. Gene Ontology annotation, cellular component: nuclear pore nuclear basket; nuclear pore central transport channel; nuclear membrane. The transcript is spliced from 6 exons. Gene Ontology annotation, molecular function: phospholipid binding; single-stranded DNA binding; structural constituent of nuclear pore. The record is from RefSeq and is a predicted model, not a curated record. NCBI's taxonomy places the organism in Eukaryota, Metazoa, Chordata, Aves, Charadriiformes, Scolopacidae.
AUGGCAGCAGGUGCUCAGCCACCUCCAGGAAAUCAGGGCUCCAUCAUGUGUAACCGUUACUCAGGAAGUCAAAUACCGACUAGUGGGAGAAGUGGGAGAUGGGUCACUGUGUAUGGUUUUAAUCAAGCAUCAGCUUCCUACAUUCUUCAUCAGUUUGCUCAAUAUGGAAAGAUAUUAAAGCAUGUGAUGUCCAAUAUAGGAAACUGGAUGCAUAUUUGCUAUCAGACUAAGCUGCAAGCCCGGAAAGCCCUGAGCAAAGAUGGAAGAAUUUAUGGUGACUGCAUCAGGAUUGGUGUCAGGCCCUGCACAGACACAAGCGUGAUGGAAAACCUUGAAAGAAGCUCUGCAUCCUCAAUGUCUUCAGUUUUUUCUCCACACACAAAACCCCUGGCCAGCACACCAGUGUUUUUGGAAAGACAGACCCCUAGCACAG